AUGCGGCGAGGGCCCCCUGGCCCCCAGUACCCCGCUGCUGGGAGGGCACUGGCAUUCCUUGCCCCGGGCCCCGGCCACCUUCUCAAGCUGGGGAUGCCAGCCACCCUGCUGCCCUCUUCCCUGCCGCCCUGCUGCCCUCUUCCCUCCUGCCCUCUUCCCUGCUGCCCUGCUGCCUUCUUCCCUGCUGCCCUCUUCCCUGCUGCCCUCUUCCCUGCUGCCCUCUUCCCUGUUGCCCUCUACCCUGCUGCCUUCUUCCUGCUGCCCUGCUGCCCUCUUCCCUCCUGCCCUCUUCUCUGCUGCCCUCUUCCCUGCUGCCUUCUUCACUGCUGCCCUCUUCCCAGCCACCCUGCUGCCCUCUACCCUGCUGCCCUCUUCCCUGCUGCCCUCUUCCCUGCUGCCCUCUUCCCUGCUGCCCUCUUCCCUGCUGCCCUCUUCCCUGUUGCCCUCUACCCUGCUGCCCUCUUCCCUGCUGCCCUGCUGCCCUCUUCCCUCCUGCCCUCUUCUCUGCUGCCCUCUUCCUUGCUGCCCUCUACCCUGCUGCCCUCUUCCCUGCUGCCCUCUUCCCUGCUGCCCUCUUCCCUGCUGCCCUCUCCCCUCCUGCCCUCUUCCCUGCUACCCUCUUCCCUCCUGCCCUCUUCCCUGCUGCCCUCUUCCCUGCUGCCCUCUUCCCUGCUGCCCUCUUCCCUGCUGCCCUCUUCCCUGCUGCCCUCUACCCUGCUGCCCUCUUCCCUGCUGCCCUCUUCCCUGCUGCCCUCUUCCCUGCUGCCCUCUUCCCUGCUGCCCUCUUCCCUGCUGCCCUCUUCCCUGCUGCCCUCUUCCCUGCUGCCCUCUACCCUGCUGCCCUCUUCCCUGCUGCCCUCUUCCCUGCUGCCCUCUUCCCUGCUGCCCUCUUCCCCAGCCACCCUGCCGUCUUCCCUAGUCACCCUGCCGUCCUCCCCUAGUCACCCUGCCGUCCUCCCCUAG
Molecule: messenger RNA, 963 nt
Organism: Procambarus clarkii (red swamp crayfish)
Lineage: Eukaryota; Metazoa; Arthropoda; Malacostraca; Decapoda; Cambaridae
Source: RefSeq, a predicted model, not a curated record